AUGGGAACGCCUCUCGGACCAGUGAAAAUAAACAUUGGGGACAAAAUCAAGGAUCAGUUUGUAAUAAAGAAGAAAAUUGGUGAAGGAGCAUGCGGACAGGUCUAUCUGGUCCAUCUAAGUGGAAGAGCUGCUAUGAAAGUGGAACCAUUAAUGAAAUGUAAAGAGGAUGAAAUUCUUAAAAUGGAAAUUUUCGUGCUGAAGAAAAUUCAAAAUUCCCGUCAUGUUUGCCGAUGUUUGGCGUCGGGAAAAACCGAUUCUUAUACAUAUGUUGUGAUGAGUUUACUAGGAAAAGAGCUAUCCGAAAUCAGACGUCGUCUGCCAAAUCGUAAAAUCAGCCUACCAUCAACAUUAAGAAUAUCUAUACAAGUUGUCAGGGCUCUCCAAGACCUUCAUGAAGCUGGAUUCGUCCAUCGUGAUGUGAAACCAAGCAAUUUGGCCAUGGGUCUUUAUAAUACACAGGUAGUCUAUGUAUUCGAUUUCGGAUUGGCUCGUCAAAUACUAAUCCCAGAUAACACAGGCAAAUUAAAAUUACGUGAACCAAGAAAUAAGGUUAUGUUCCGUGGGACGGUUCGGUAUUGUUCAUUGAAUGUGCAUCAAUAUAAGGAACAAGGACGGCAUGACGAUUUGUAUGGUGCGCUCUUUUCAAUGAUCGAAUGUUUAACGGCCACCCUUCCAUGGAAAGGUAUGGUACGAAAGGAGGCAGCGAAAGUUAAAGAAAACACAACUGACGCUGUUUUAUGUAAGGGAUGUCCGCCUUCGUUUUUGGAGAUGGCCAAAACUUUGCGAAAACUUACUUAUCACGAUGUUCCUCCUUAUAAGAACUAUAUGGAGAAGUUAAAGCAAGACUUACCUCAUAAGCUCAAAAUGACGGACCCUUAUGAAUGGAAUAAACCUGGCGAAAAAGCAAGCGAAGGUGAUGCGGCGGCAGUCAAGAGCGACCGUGCAGAGGAUGGCAAUAAGGAUAACAACACCGUAAAUGAAGUUGAUGAAAGUGUGGUAACCGAGGAAAGGAACACAAGUACGAAUACGGAGGAAGAUUUCGCCAAGGAAGAUACUCUAGAAGGGCUCUGA
Messenger RNA from Haemonchus placei, 1071 nucleotides. The record is from the annotation of a GenBank genome assembly. NCBI's taxonomy places the organism in Eukaryota, Metazoa, Nematoda, Chromadorea, Rhabditida, Trichostrongylidae.